AUGCCACUGCAAACACAACAGCUUCAACACUAUUCUGAUCUUGGCACUACUUCAGAAAGUGAUUCAUCUUCGGUUUACUCGAUCCUACCACCUUACUCUAAUCGUACGAGAAAUAAUAACCGAUCCGCCCGUCUUGAGAAUGAGGAACCUCGUAAGAAAAAAGUUGGUUCCAGGGCUAUGCGCCGUCAAAACAAUGAGGCAUACUUGAAUAUCGUGUUAAGUAUCCUUACUCCUACUGAUGAGAGCAACGAAGAGCUCGAUUUCAGUAUAACCGAAACAGACCCAGAGAUGACGGGGUUUUCAUCUCUUUUUAAUGAUGAUACUGUUCGUAAAAUCUGGGAUGAAUUUAUUUGCCUUGACGAAAAGAGUCAAAUCGAACUUCUGAGCUGCCUUUCAUCAAACACACUUGAUGGUUCUGAAUCUUCUGAGGAUGGUAGCCUAAGUGGGUUUGAUUUCAGUCCCCGAAAUAACAAAAAUAAUUUGCGUCAGAGACAUAGAAGUAAGCGACAUCGAAGGCAAAAACCCCUUGUUAUUCUGGAAACUAUCGGCGAAGAUAUGGAAGACAAAUCAAUAGAUGCAUUUGAAUCCCUUCAAAAUUGUGAGGAGCUACAAACAGCCUUACUUGGGACAUCAACGUCCCCUCUAACUACCUCACCACCUUCAAUUGCUCUUCACAAUGAGGUGAUGGAUUUCACCGAUCCCACUAGUCUUCCGACUCCUGGUUGUCUUUCCCCAAAACUCCUUGAUCUUAUCCGCUCUUCUAUUAACUUCUAUACUCAAGCUCAGGAUGAAAGGAGUAAGCAGAGGCGCAAAGGUAGAUUCUUUUGCCUGCAAGAUCUCUGUCUCCUCAAUCGAGUCGAAUCGGAGUUACGAUGGGUGUUUGGGAAUUUCUCUGCCUCUAAUCAAAUGUGGACGCCAUCAACGAGCCUACUUCAUAUCCACGAUUCCUCGCAGAAUAGAUGGAUUCGUGGUCGCUCUCUGGUUCUUAGUGGUUUUCAGAGAAUGCUUGUGCAUGCCUCUGCUACCUAUCUGGGACUGCACUCGUACAGUCAUACGGAUGUGUGCUCAAGGAUUCGUCAACUCUGGGUAGAUGGGAAAGGCGGUACAUUCAAUCCUCCUGAACAGUCUUUAGUAAAAACAGUCUAUGAAACUAUGCAAAGCAUGAUGGCUGCUUCUCAGAACAAGCAAUGA
Rodentolepis nana is the source of this 1191-nucleotide messenger RNA. Lineage: Eukaryota; Metazoa; Platyhelminthes; Cestoda; Cyclophyllidea; Hymenolepididae. The record is from the annotation of a GenBank genome assembly.